AUGCAUCCGACCAGCUCUUGCCAUCAGGAGGAAAAGGCUGUCACCGGUGAAGAACGUGAAGCGACGAAAGGAACGAUGAGGACGUCGGGAGAAGCCGGAAAGAGCUGGAACGUGGCUGUGACAUCCCAAAAGCUUCCUCUUCUCCGCUACACAACGGUUUACGACCGCCGGCGCCGUCACCAAGGGCUCGUCACGAUUGGGAUGCAUCUGACCAGCUCUUGCCAUCAGGAGGAAAAGGCCGUCACCGGUGAAGAUCGUGAAGCGACGAAAGGAACGAUGAGGACGUCGGGAGAAGCCAGAAAGAGCUGGAACGUGGCUGUGACGUCGCAAAAGCUUCCUCUUCUCCGGUUCGUUGCUGCAACGCCGCCUUAA
Lactuca virosa is the source of this 372-nucleotide messenger RNA. The record is from the annotation of a GenBank genome assembly. NCBI's taxonomy places the organism in Eukaryota, Viridiplantae, Streptophyta, Magnoliopsida, Asterales, Asteraceae.